This is a messenger RNA of Sycon ciliatum, 2099 nucleotides long. Its product is annotated as syntaxin-12-like. Bases 265 to 1128 code for a protein of 287 amino acids. Gene Ontology annotation, molecular function: SNARE binding; SNAP receptor activity. The record is from RefSeq and is a predicted model, not a curated record. The transcript is spliced from 11 exons. Gene Ontology annotation, cellular component: membrane; SNARE complex; endomembrane system. Gene Ontology annotation, biological process: vesicle-mediated transport; intracellular protein transport; vesicle fusion. Lineage: Eukaryota; Metazoa; Porifera; Calcarea; Leucosolenida; Sycettidae.
AUUGAAAAGAGUGUCGAAAGACUCAAAACACAAGUGUGCUUCUUUGGCGUUGUCAAUAUCCACACCGAAGACCAAAUCAAUUUUCAAGAGUUCUCUUGGUAGUACGUAUUCCCUUAUCCACGACAGGAAGCAGAAGGAGAAAAUCUUGAACGAAUUUAUUUUGAGCCACCAAGUUCGUAACAGCAGCUGAUGAGCUAGGCUGGGGCACACCUGAGAGUCAGCAAUCAUUAUUAUUUUGUAGGCUUGUGUCCUGAACCUGCAGUCAUGUCUCGCGGCGAAUUUGGAUCAGCUGCGAGGGGUGAGGUGAGCUAUGGAACACUGGAAUCCACGGGACGCUCAUCAGGCUCCGCGGGCGUGUCCUGGCAAGAUGACACGAGCCAGUUUGAUAAAGUGGGUUCCAACACGCAGAUGAUAUCGUCCAAUGUUUCGUCGCUGGAGAAACUGCUGAAGCAGAUCGGUACACCGAGUGAUGGAGAACCACUACGUAAUCGUCUACACACGCUGUCUCACAACACGCAGGUGUUGGCAUCGGACACGAAUGUGGCGCUCAAGAACCUUGGAGUAUCCACGCAAGGUGCUAAUAAAAGACAGCAGCGGAUACAGCUUGAGAGACUACGCAAGGACUUCAGAGCUUCACUGACAAGAUAUCAGAAAGUGCAGGAGGCCAUUCAGGAGAAUGUGUCGCUACGUGCACCGCCAGGUGGACGGGAACGCAAUCCCUUCCAGGAGGAUGACGAUGACCAAGAAGCUCUCCUUGCCGCUGAUGAAGAGGAGCACAGGAGAGCGGUUCACCAGCAGACGAUGCAGGCGGAGUUCGAAACCGAGCAGUACGAAGAAAGAGCAACUCAGGUUCAGCAAAUUGAAAGAGACAUCCUGGAGAUCAAUGAAAUCUUCCGUGAUUUGGGUGCCCUGGUGCAAGAGCAGGGAACUCUUGUCGAUAACAUUGAGGAACACAUUGAGACUGGUCACCAUCAAGUGGAAGAGGGAAAUCGUCAACUAAGCAAAGCAGCUUUGUACCAGAAGAAGGCACGCAAGAAGAUGUGCUGUUUGGUGAUCGUCCUGCUGGUUGUCGCCGUCGCUCUCUUCUGUGUCAUUUACUUCCCGAUCAGAGCUAAGAAAAAUAAUUAAUCUCUCGCCAUGAAUGGACGGGAUGGCUUUCUUGCUGCCUCUGCUUCAAGCCAUGCAGAGGUGUGCUGUACAACGCAGGUGAUCUGCGAUGGCUGGCUGCCUCUCUGCACUGCACUGACAAGUCAGUGCAGUGCUGCGGCCAUGCAAGUGCAAGUCAGGUUGUGGGUGCACACACUGUGCGCCUGUUGUGAUUGUCUGCUGGUUCUCUGGCUGGGCCAGGUGUCCAUCAUCUAGUUUCGAACAGCCGUGUCUGCCUUAGCGACAACGCUCGGAAAAGUUUGCUUUGCUCUUGCGCACCUUUGCUAGUCCGUUAGCUUGUUUGUUCAUUCGCUUGUUUAUUUUCUGAUUUUUCUCUGGUCUUUCACGUUACUCACCGGCUAGUGUACGUUACUCACCGGCUAUUGUAUAAAGGAAACACAAUACUAGUGUAGUAGAUACUAUCUAGAACGCAGCUUACUAGCUAUCAACUCUAGCGGUCUAGGUGUUCCACUUGCCCCUUUGCUAUACGUCCCCACCAUUCUCUUUUUCCUUUUAUUUCUAAAAUUAAUCCGUUGACGAUGCCGUAUGCAUGAACUACUAGAGUCCCUGCCCACUUGUGAAGGCAGGCAUUGCAUGUUGCGGCCUGGUGCCCGGUGGCCUGGUGCCCGGUUAGGUCAUCCAUACAAGACAUCUCUACAUUAGAGAAGACCCUGUCAUGAAAAUCGCUGUUUCUCGGAUUUCUUCUUGCUCUAUAUUUUCAGAUCUUUGUCGUUGUGUCUGCUUGCACCUUUUUAAAAAGAAUAUCUAUUAUUGCUGCAGCAGGAAUCAGCUGUAGAACUUGCUGGGCAAUGCUGGGCAAUGCUGACAUUGCUGUUGAUUACAAUGUACAUGUAUGCUACUUUUAUAAGAUCUGUUUUGAGUGACACUGUUUCGUCCGUUUCAUAGUCAUUGUUGAUGGAACGUUUCAUUCCAAAAUUUGCCUGCAUCAACCA